Messenger RNA from Spea bombifrons (plains spadefoot toad), 1178 nucleotides. It is a transcript of the gene MCRIP2, whose product is annotated as MAPK regulated corepressor interacting protein 2. Bases 112 to 546 code for a protein of 144 amino acids. NCBI's taxonomy places the organism in Eukaryota, Metazoa, Chordata, Amphibia, Anura, Pelobatidae. The record is from RefSeq and is a predicted model, not a curated record. The transcript has 5 exons.
AGAAGCCACAGCUCCGGCUAAAAGUCACAGCCGCCCGCUGAUCCAACCGGCAUAAGGGGGCAUCGCUCUCUCCACGGCACCCCCGAACCUCACCCCUCCUCCCUCCCGGCCAUGUACACCAUCACCAGAGGGCCCAGCAAGUUAACCACCCAGAGGAGAACAGGUCCAAAGCAGCAGAUAGACACUAAGCUGCAGGAGCUAAAAAGCAAACAGCAGCUCCUGAUCCCCAAUACCAGCAGCUCCUGGGAAGCACUUCCAAGUAAUCCAGUUCCAAAAUUGGUAUUCAACCGGGUGAAUGGUAAACGAACGCAGACUCCGGCCACAACCCCGGAGGAAGAGGUGUAUACGCCGGCACACGAGGAGAACGUCCGCUUCGUCUAUCAGGCAUGGCAGGACGUGCAGCAGAAACUGGAAGGGCAGAACGGAGGAGCCACCCAGCUGUACCAAGAUCAGAGUCCGGACUCUUCCUUUAAGAACUUCGUCCCUAUCGAUCUCGAGGAGUGGUGGGCUGAGCGAUUCCUGGCCAACAUCGAGAACUGUGCGUAAGGAUAGGAGACCCCCGAUUUUUGUGUUGUCAUCUGACGCAGGAUGUACAAAAUGACAGCCCCCACUGGAUGCCAUUCCCUGCCCCUCACUGGCGACAGACUCAAGCGUGGCUUCCCUCCAACGGGAACCCAAGGGGCUUUCAAAGCGCCUGAGAAAUGAAGACAGUAUAAUGACCUUUUUAGUCCUUUUUCUGGUGCUGAAGAUCUUUUUUUGUUGUUGUUCUUGGUCUGUCUUGAUGCAGAUGAGGACUCGAAACCCAUUCUUUGCUGGGUCAGAUACCUUUAUGAAGGCAGAAUGAGAUGGUACUGGAGACCAUCGUAAAACGUGUUCACCCUUGGAGGAGGGGAACGCCGGUUCCUGGCACGGUCUGUGAUUUGUUUUUGCCUUCACCCAGCUCUCUGUAUGACAAACUGUGAAUGCUCCGUCCUGCCGGCCCUUCAGAGCGCACUACCGACCCGGUCGAUGCCUGUAGGACAGCCCCGACUUCCAUCAAGUUAUUGGCAUUUAAAACCGUUAUCUAAUGCAAUAUCCAAGACAAGUCUCCCUCUUGCUCCUUUUUUUUUUUAUACAGGAGGGGUCUGUACAGAGUGGGAAAUGUCUAUUUUUCUAAAUAAAGGUGGGUUUUUCCUCGG